This is a messenger RNA of Racocetra persica, 267 nucleotides long. NCBI's taxonomy places the organism in Eukaryota, Fungi, Glomeromycota, Glomeromycetes, Diversisporales, Gigasporaceae. The record is from the annotation of a GenBank genome assembly.
GACCUUAAGGGUCGUCUUGAUGGAAAAGUUGCUAUUAUUACUGGGGCAGGAAGCGGUAUUGGUUUUGAGUCAACCGUUUUGUUUGUGAGGGAAGGAGCCAAUGUAGUUGCUGCAGACAUUAAUCUUAAAUCUGCUGAAGCUGUGGUUGAAAGAAUAAAGGAGAAAUUUCCAUUGAAUGUUCUUAGACGUGCCGUUGCUUAUAAGGUGGAUGUUUCCAAGGAAGAUGAAACCGUUUAUUUACAUAAUUGUUAUGUAUCCAUGGUUUAA